Rhipicephalus microplus (southern cattle tick) is the source of this 1647-nucleotide messenger RNA. RefSeq names its product origin recognition complex subunit 4 (gene Orc4). NCBI's taxonomy places the organism in Eukaryota, Metazoa, Arthropoda, Arachnida, Ixodida, Ixodidae. Gene Ontology annotation, biological process: DNA replication initiation; DNA replication. The record is from RefSeq and is a predicted model, not a curated record. Gene Ontology annotation, cellular component: nucleus; nuclear origin of replication recognition complex. Gene Ontology annotation, molecular function: DNA replication origin binding; ATP binding; ATP hydrolysis activity.
AUUAGGCAGCAGAAGCGCGGGAGCAGCGAACGGAGCAGACAACUUUAAAGACUCCCAAGUCUCUAAAUCGCAGUACUGAUGAUGUCAGGUCGCGAUGGCACCCUCAAAGGUGAUUCGCGGAGUGGCGCUGGAACGUGGAUCAUCGAGGUGAAGAAGCGUCUCUUGAGAAACCUCGACACGCAAGCAAAACCCGACCUGUUGAAGUCCUACGGCGAGCAAAAGCGCGUACUGGAAGAAUUGUUGUCAAGAGCGGUCGAGCUAGGCGAGAGCAACUCCGUUUUGGUAGUUGGACCCAGAGGAUGCGGAAAGACAUCGCUGAUUUUGGCCGUUCUAGAUAGAGCCUCCGAACGCAAGGAGAUCGCUUCAAACUACCUUCUCGUUAAGUUGAACGGUUUUACUCAUACGGAUGACAAGAUUGCUCUGAAAGACAUUACGCGUCAGCUGCAUUUAGAGAACGUCGUUGGCGACAGAGUAUUUGGAAGCUUUUCCGAGAACCUUACAUUUCUACUAGAAUGUCUGAAAUCGGGUGGCGAGCAAAGCAAAACGAUUGUCUUUGUUGUGGACGAGUUCGACAUGUUUUGCUCCCACAAGAAUCAAACUCUUCUGUACAAUUUGUUUGAUGUUGCGCAGUCGGCUCAAGCACCCAUAUUAGUUAUUGGAAUCACCUGCCGGCUCGAUGCCGUUGAACUUCUCGAGAAGAGAGUCAAGUCUCGCUUCUCCCAUCGCCAGCUUCACUUGUUCCCCAACUUCAGCUUCGAGGAAUAUCUCGGCAUCAUGGUUGAUCACCUGUCCUUGCCCAACGACUUUCGAAGUAGAAAGCUGAGAGAAGAAUGGAACGCCUCUGUCAAGGAUUUUGCCCAAGAGAGUGCUGUGAGGACAGCCUUGCAACGGCUGUACUCAACCAACAAGGACAUUCGGGCUAUGCAGUAUCUGUUGCUGCCACCUGUUAUGCGCCUUUCGGAAGAAAGUCCAAAACUGGAUGCAGUCCACCUCCUUGAGUCUCAAAGGCAGCAACUUGAAGACUCCAAUGUUGCCCUUCUGAAAGGGUUGUCAAUGCUAGAGCUGUCGCUGGUCAUUGCGAUGGUGCACUUGACAAAGAUCUAUGACGGAGAGCCAUUCAACUUCGAGAUGGUUUAUAAAGAGUUUUUAAAAUUUGCAGCUGGAAAGUCGUCCCUGGAAACCACCAAGCCCGUUGUUAUGAAGGCAUUCCAGCAGUUGGAGGCGUCAGAGUUCGUGCAGCCCGUGUCUCGGAGCCUCGCCACCGUGCAGUACGAAUUCCGGCUCAUGCAGCUACUCGUCGAUCCGUCACAGGUGCACGAGGUGGUGCACAGGUCCUCGUCCCUGCCUACCGAACUCGCCCAUUGGGCGGUGUCCGUCGUAGGAAGCUAACAGCUUCUUGACGUUGCAUUUGUGGCUAAUGCGUAUUGGUGGUGUUGCCACUCUUGAAGACCAGCUGUUGUGCCUGUGAUCACCAUUCCUUCUCGAAGACAUUCCUGGCAUCGGAGUACACCGUCAAGUUAUGGGAGUGCUUAAGAACCUCUGCUGUUGCCCCUUCCUCAACCGAAUCUGUUUGCACAUGUUCAGUGCUAUUGUUUUGCAUGAGGUUGCGGCGUACCAAUAAAAUACGAAGAUUUGCGUGCGUCAUAA